AUGGGAGCUUGCAGCAUCCUUCUGCGACAUCCCGCCCUCACCUGCGGUCGCGCUGCCUCCGCGCAGCGGUUUCUCGCCUCCUCCCUCAGUGCCCUGCGGCCGGCGGCGCCCCCCGUUCCGCGAGGCCAGGGGCAUCCCCUGGCCGCCCUGCCAGGGCCCCCCAGCUGGCCGCUGAUGGGCAGCCUGCCCGACGUCCUCUGGAAGGGGGGUCUGAAGAGGCAGCAUGAGACGCUGGCUGAGUACCACAGGAGAUUUGGCAAGAUCUUCCGCAUGAAGCUGGGGGCUUUCGACUCGGUACACAUCGCAGCCCCCUGCCUCCUGGAAGCCCUCUACCGCCGAGAGAGCUCCUGCCCACAGCGCCUGGAGAUUAAGCCCUGGAAAGCCUAUCGGGACUAUCGCGACGAGGGCUACGGGAUGCUGAUCCUGGAGGGAAAGGACUGGCAGAGGGUAAGAAGUGCCUUUCAAAAGAAAUUAAUGAAGCCCAGGGAAGUUGCAAAACUGGAUGCCACACUCAAUGAGGUCCUGGAGGAUUUCAUGCACAGAAUAGAUGACGUUUGUAACCACAAUGGGCAAAUGGAAGAUGUCUACUCAGAAUUCAACAAAUGGUCAUUUGAAAGUAUCUGUCUGGUGCUAUAUGGAAAGAGGUUUGGUCUCCUACAGCAGGAUGUAGAAGAAGAAAGUUUGAACUUCAUCAAGGCUGUUAAAACGAUGAUGGCUACUUUUGGAAUGAUGAUGGUGACCCCUGUGGAACUUCACAAGGGUCUGAACACGAAAGUCUGGCAAGCUCAUACUAAAGCAUGGGAUGAUAUUUUUAAAACAGCCAAACAUUCAAUUGACUGUAGACUGGAAAAGCACUCUGCAAACCCUCAGGAGGAUUUCCUGUGUGACAUCUACUCUGGGGGACAACUUUCCAAGAAGGAGCUGUACGCUGCCAUUGCAGAGCUCCAGAUUGCUGGAGUUGAAACGACAGCCAAUAGUUUACUGUGGGCCUUAUAUAACCUUUCGCGCAACCCACAUGUUCAGCAGAAGCUUUUCCAGGAAAUAGAGAGUGUUUUGUCUCCUACUGAGAGUCCAAGUGCUGAGAACUUGAAGAAUAUGCCUUACCUAAAAGCAUGUCUGAAAGAAUCCAUGAGAUUGACACCAUCGGUGCCAUUCACCACUCGCACCACUGACACGGAAAUGGUUCUGGGGGAUUAUGUGCUGCCCAAAGGGACUGUACUAGUGAUAAACAGCCAUGCCCUGGGCUGCAAUGAAGAGUACUUCAGUGGCUGGACUCAGUUUAAACCAGAGCGCUGGUUUCAGAGGAACUUCAUCAAUCCUUUCUCUCAUGUUCCGUUUGGCAUUGGCAAGAGGAUGUGCGUCGGGCGCCGCCUAGCUGAGCUCCAGCUUCACUUGGCCCUUUGCUGGCUCCUUCGCAAGUACCGAAUCAUAGCAACUGACAGCAAUCCAGUAGAAGCGCUCCAUUCAGGAACCCUGAUUCCCAGCCGGGAGCUUCCCAUUGCGUUUCGCAGGCGAUAAGCUCACAAAAAAAAGAAAUGACAUCUCUGCUGCCACCUUCUCUGAAAAAAUAUACAUUGAUUGGGAAAGUUAAUGCCUAUGGUAACCAGUGGAGAGACUGCAACACAUGUUCCUUGAACAAUUGCUGAGCCAGAAGCAGUACCAAGAAAAGCUCCAUACUGUUUUAUUGGUUAGCUAGUUUGGCUGUUCUUAGCAGUGUUAAAAGGAAAGAAAAAUACCAUGCAUGUCCAUAUACCUAUGUAAAUCUACUGAUUUAGUGCAACUGAGGGACUGUACAGGAUGGAACUUGAUAAUGAGCUGUGGAGUGUUACGUACAGGUCUUGUUGGUGCACAGUGAAAUUAUUAUAGCCUCAAGCUGUUCAACAGGCUAGCUUGCAAAGAGCUUGUUUCCAGCGUGUGGGUAUCACACAGGACACCUGGGGAGCAUCAGUCACGACUGAACUGCCCCUGUUAGCUCAGACUUUAAUAGCUUGGAGAAGUCAGCUAAAGGGAAAGGAAGUGCAUUUAGUCCUUAUCAAAUCACCAAUGUCAUUAAUUAAAUUAGUGACAUUGAAGUGAGGUGGUAGUACGUAAUAAGGCUAACAACAGCACUUAAAAGUUAAGAGUAUGAAAGAAGUAUGUUUUCCCUAACUUUAGUAAAAGGGAAACAAAGAACAAUGAUAGAUAACAGGAUUUAUUCCUAGUGCCUGUGCAGGGCUUUGAUUUGAACAGUUGCAAUACCAUUCAUGCUACGUACUCUGCUUAUUCCUAUGGAGUUUCAUGGCUCCAGCUCCCAGAUAAAAAGACAUUUUAUCACUUCUAUUAUAAAACCUUAGUGGUCUUUUAUUACAUGAAAGGCCCUAUCCAUAAAUGGAAUCACUGGAAUCCUAUGGGUUCUGUCUCUAUUAAAUGAUGAUUAUCCUAACAGGAUAGAUACUUUGUCAAAUGAGUAAUAUAAAAUCUGUGUUUUGAAGAACCACAGGAAAUGAGGUUCCUAAACAUUUUGGGGAGGUCUACUUCUUGUGGAGAUUUCAAUGCCUGUAUCCAAAGGUUAAAGUUGUCACUGCCCUUCAUGCAGUUCUCUAUUAGCUCUUAUGAUCACUAAUGUAUUUGUCCCAUGACACAGUUUCAAGUCCAGGCUUUUAUAGAUAACCAAGAAUGGCUGGUUUUAUUUUUUUACAUUCUGAAACUCUUAGCAUUUGUAGGUCAGUUUCCUACAGGUUUGGGUUUGUUCAUUUGUUUGCAUGCUUGCUUGCUUCUGUUAGACAUGUAAAUGUCAUAUUAUAAUGUGCAAACCAUUUUAUGCAUUAUCUGAAUACUUCUAGUCUAUUUGAUAAGUCAUUUUUGUAAUAAAAUGGAGUUUGAUUUUU
Pogoniulus pusillus (Red-fronted tinkerbird) is the source of this 2867-nucleotide messenger RNA. RefSeq names its product 1,25-dihydroxyvitamin D(3) 24-hydroxylase, mitochondrial. Bases 1 to 1518 code for a protein of 505 amino acids. Gene Ontology annotation, molecular function: heme binding; oxidoreductase activity, acting on paired donors, with incorporation or reduction of molecular oxygen; monooxygenase activity. Gene Ontology annotation, cellular component: mitochondrial inner membrane. The record is from RefSeq and is a predicted model, not a curated record. The transcript has 12 exons. Gene Ontology annotation, biological process: C21-steroid hormone biosynthetic process; cortisol metabolic process; cholesterol metabolic process. Lineage: Eukaryota; Metazoa; Chordata; Aves; Piciformes; Lybiidae.